GACGUCGUUGUGAUCAAUGACGUCGUUGUUCAGGAGCACAGAGGAAGAAAAGCUCGACUCUGAUUGGACGGCAGGAAUACAUCAACAGAGAAAGAUGGCUGAAGUGGUGGAGCUCCAAAAGCUGAAGCUUGCUGAGCUGAGGCAAGAGUGUGACGCCCGCGGUCUGGAAACCAAGGGAAACAAGGGCGAGCUGAUCGCUCGGCUCCAAGCCUACCUGGAGGAGCACGAGGACGAUGUGGAUGUUGAUGAAGUUCUGGCAGAGGACACACCGGAAUUCACUAAAGUUGAGAGCUCCAACAGCAUAAAGGAGGACAACCACACUGAAACAAUCGCAAUUCCAGAGUCUGAAGACAAGAAAGUGGUGAAAAUCUCUCCUCCGUUGUCUGCUGGUGAAAGGCUGCAGAAGAGGGCGGAGCGUUUCAACAUGCCUGCAACCGCUGAGAGCAAGAAGGCCCUGCGGGCCGCCAGGUUUGGUUCAACCACGGCGUCAAAUCCCACUGCAGGCCUGGUGGUGAACAGUAAAGCUGCUGUGGAUGUUGACCAGCUGAAGAAGAGAGCGGAGAGGUUCGGCAUGAACGUCUCCUCCAUUUCUCAGAAGAUUGAGGAGGAUGAGAAGCUGAAAAAGAGGAAGGAGCGGUUUGGGAUCCUAACAAGUGCCUCCCCAGGCGGAGCAGAAGAUGCUGAGGCAAAGAAAAGGAAGCGCGCUGAAAGAUUUGGAAAAGUGUGAAUGUUUGUUUUCUAGAGUUUCACAGCGGAGGGCAGACAGAUGCUGUGCACGGUAGUUCUGUUGAUCAAAAGUACACUUAAAUACUAAGACGUCUGCUAAUACAUUUAGUCUUCAAAGCCCUAAAAAAUUUAUUUUUUUCCCUAAAAAAAGAUUGGUAAACUAUUGAAUCAAGUAUUUGCUCGAGGCUUCCUGCAAAUUCUUCACAAUAAAAGUCCUGCAGAUCUGCGUUAGAGUGACUCCUCUGCAAAUACUCUAUCAAACAUGGAAACCGGUCAGAGUCUUCUGCUAAAAUAGGUAAACUGCUUAUCUAGAGAUUUUCAAAAGUUUCAUUUGCUGUGGUUUUAGGAUCAUGAUGCAGCAUUUUUGUGCAGUGAAACGAGGAAUAAAACUUAAAAAAAAAAAGUCCUCUGGAAAAUAUUGGGCUGAAAUAAAAAAAAUUCAGGCCCAAACACGGGAAAAGUCGUUUCCUCGUCUGACUUCUUUUCAAACUCUGACUGCUGUGGUUCACUCUUGGUAUUUCUCUGUACUUUGACCCAUCUGCCUGUUCAUUUUUGUUUUUUUUUCCUUGGGGGGGGUGGGGGGGGGGGCGUCCCAUUGUUACGCCUGUUUAAUUAUCUGUCUGUUUUAUAACAUUUUGUGAUUUAAAAUAAACUUUUUAAUUUUUGGA
This is a messenger RNA of Oryzias latipes (Japanese medaka), 1394 nucleotides long. It is a transcript of the gene sarnp, whose product is annotated as SAP domain containing ribonucleoprotein. The record is from RefSeq and is a predicted model, not a curated record. Gene Ontology annotation, cellular component: nucleus. Lineage: Eukaryota; Metazoa; Chordata; Actinopteri; Beloniformes; Adrianichthyidae. Gene Ontology annotation, biological process: poly(A)+ mRNA export from nucleus.